Sesamum indicum (sesame) is the source of this 2596-nucleotide messenger RNA. It is a transcript of the gene GH9C2, whose product is annotated as glycosyl hydrolase 9C2. The record is from RefSeq and is a predicted model, not a curated record. Gene Ontology annotation, biological process: carbohydrate metabolic process. NCBI's taxonomy places the organism in Eukaryota, Viridiplantae, Streptophyta, Magnoliopsida, Lamiales, Pedaliaceae. Gene Ontology annotation, molecular function: carbohydrate binding; hydrolase activity, hydrolyzing O-glycosyl compounds.
UCCCUGUACUAUUGGCACUUCCUUCUUCUCUCCAUAUAUACUGCCUUCAGCUUCAGCUCUCUCCAUUCUCUCAAUCCCCAUUCUCUUUUGAAGGGCAUUUCUCUUCUGUGGUGAGUUUAUCAGAAUUUUUCAGCUGAUAAACCAAACUCCACUUUUUGAGCUAUUAUUGUCACAUUUACAGCAGAAGAGAUCUGUAUAUUGCAUUUUAGCCUUGUGUUGUUGCAACCCUUUUGGUAAUUUUAGUGUAAGAGGAGAAAGAUUUCAAUGGAGAAAUUUGUGGGGCUCUGUUUUUCAAUGGCUCCCCUGUUUUUGUUGCUUGGGUUUGUUGCUCCUAUAGCAUUGGCCGGCGGCCAUGAUUACGGCCAAGCUCUGAGUAAGAGCAUUCUGUUCUUUGAAGCUCAGAGAUCUGGUUACUUGCCCAGAAACCAGAGAGUUCAAUGGAGGGGUAAUUCUGGCCUCAGUGAUGGAAAAAUCAGUGGGGUGGAUCUGGUCGGUGGUUACUACGAUGCAGGGGACAAUGUUAAGUUCGGGCUGCCGAUGGCGUUCACCAUAACCAUGAUGUCUUGGAGCAUUCUCGAGUACGGCAGGCAGAUGGGUGCGAGCGGUGAACUUGGGCAUGCUCUUGAUGCUGUUAAAUGGGGCACUGAUUAUCUCAUCAAAGCUCACCCAGAACCUUAUGUCCUCUAUGGAGAGGUGGGAGAUGGGAACACAGACCACUACUGCUGGCAAAGGCCCGAGGACAUGACCACCUCAAGAGCUGCAUACAAGAUCGACCCCAGCCACCCUGGAUCCGACCUCGCCGGCGAGACCGCCGCCGCCAUGGCCGCCGCCUCCAUCGUCUUCCGCCGCUACAACCCCUCCUACUCGGCGGAGCUCCUCAAACACGCCUACCAGCUCUUCGAUUUCGCGGACAAGUACAGGGGCAAAUAUGACAGUAGCAUCACGAUUGCACAGAAGUACUACCGAUCUGUUAGUGGAUACGCAGAUGAAUUGCUGUGGGCAGCUGCAUGGUUAUACAAGGCAACAAACAACCAGUACUACUUGAAUUACCUAGGGAACAAUGGUGAUGCACUUGGAGGAACUGACUGGGCCAUGACUGAAUUUGGCUGGGAUGUGAAGUAUGCCGGUGUUCAGACCCUUGUCGCCAAGUUCUUGAUGGCAGGGAAAGGUGGUAGACACACACCAGUUUUUGAGAGGUACCAGGAGAAGGCUGAGUUCUUCAUGUGUUCAUGCCUAGGCAAGGGCAGCCGCAAUGCCCAAAAGACGCCGGGCGGCCUCAUUUUCAGGCAGAGAUGGAACAACAUGCAGUUUGUUACCAGUGCUUCAUUCCUUGCAACAGUCUACUCUGAUUAUCUAAUCUCUGCUGGCAAGCCCCUCAGGUGCCCAUACGGCAAUGUCUCACCUGCUGAGCUUCUUUCCUUUGCUAAAUCUCAGGUUGAUUACAUCCUAGGAGAUAAUCCACGAGCCACGAGUUACAUGGUGGGAUACGGAAACAAUUACCCAAGACAAGUGCACCACAGGGCUUCCUCUAUCGUGUCGUAUAAGGUGAACCCUUCGUUCGUUAGCUGCAGGGGAGGGUAUGCCACUUGGUUUAGCAGAAAGGCAAGUGAUCCAAAUCUGCUUACCGGUGCAAUCGUUGGUGGCCCUGAUGCUUAUGAUAACUUUGCUGAUCAAAGAGACAACUACGAGCAAACUGAGCCCGCCACUUACAACAAUGCUCCGCUUCUCGGGAUAUUGGCAAGGCUUCAUGCUGGUCACAGCGGCUACAAUCAGCUCCUUCCAGUGGAGCUUCCUGCACUUAAACCGGUUGCUGGUAAUCCAAAGCCAGUGGUAAAACGUGCUCCAGCUUCAUCUGCCAGCCCAGUUGCUAUUACCCAGAAGUUGACAGCUUCAUGGGUUCACAACGGAAAAACUUACUACCGAUACUCAACGACAAUCACCAACAAAUCUUCCAAGAACUUGAAGAACUUAAAGCUUUACAUAUCAGAGCUCUAUGGUCCUCUCUGGGGUCUGACAAAGUCCGGUAAUUCUUACUUCUUCCCAGCAUGGAUCAACACUUUGGCUGCUGGAAAAAGCAUCGAGUUCGUGUACAUCCACUCAUCCUCACCAGCUAAGGUCUCAGUAUCAAACUACAAUCUUGUCUAAAACAAGCAACAUUAAGCUAUUAAUCAAACUUCACUCAGUUGCAUUGGGUUGUGAUCAAGAAUUGUGCAGCUAUACAAGACACGGUCCAGAACGUCUUUCUCUGUUUAAAACUUACUUUAAGUUUCAAUUCCCAGUUGAUUUGUGAUCUGAGUAGGGAUUUAAGAGGAAGUUAGAGUAAAUAAGGUCGAGAAACGGAGGAAGAAAGGAGUGAAGAGACAGAUUUAAAACAGGUGCUCAUCCUCUUUCUUCUCUUCACCAGUUACAGAAUAGGUUCUGUGAGUGAUCGACAGUGAAAAGAGUGGGGAAUGAGAAGUAGUGAACAAGAUUCUUAACUACUUCUCAACAAAAGUGAUGAGUCUUUUUUUUUUCGCUUAUUUGUACUUUCAUAGCAGGCUUGAGUUGAGUUUCUUUUAUGUUUUGAUGUUGUAAUCUUUACAACAUUUGUUUUCAA